Messenger RNA from Sclerotinia sclerotiorum 1980 UF-70, 207 nucleotides. RefSeq lists its product as hypothetical. The transcript has a single exon. Bases 1 to 207 code for a protein of 68 amino acids. NCBI's taxonomy places the organism in Eukaryota, Fungi, Ascomycota, Leotiomycetes, Helotiales, Sclerotiniaceae. The record is from RefSeq and is a predicted model, not a curated record.
AUGUCCUCUCCAUCGCGCAAAAUUGAUUCAAGUAAGGUGUUGAAAGCUUCUGACCAGGUUGUGGAGCAUUCGCCUAAGGGUGCUGAAGGGGGUGAUUGUUUGAAGGGGUCUGGGAGAACUCGAGCUGCUGUGCCGAAUUUGCCGUUGGGUGAGGUGAGAGAAGCUAAGCUUCUCGUCAGGGAUCCGACUUGCUUAUCGAUGAGCUGA